Molecule: messenger RNA, 516 nt
Organism: Cimex lectularius (bed bug)
Lineage: Eukaryota; Metazoa; Arthropoda; Insecta; Hemiptera; Cimicidae
Product: gem-associated protein 7-like
Exons: 3
Coding region: 61-402 (113 amino acids)
Biological process (GO): spliceosomal snRNP assembly
Cellular component (GO): SMN-Sm protein complex
Source: RefSeq, a predicted model, not a curated record
GGUAGGUUAUUUGUACUAAAAGUACAAAGUAACACAACAAUACGAACAACAUAGGUGCAUAUGUGGAACAUGGAAGUUUCUGAGAUAUCUGACAAUACUGAUAAAACGAUUUUAGAAGAGCAGCAGGAUGCAAGGGCCAACCUAAGGGAGAGAUAUCUCAGAUGCUUAAUCGGAUUGUCAGGUUCAGAAUGCACAAUGAAGACAGUUGAGGGUUCUGAAGUUCGUGGAGUUUUCCAAGGGAUGGAUAUUAAUGGACAGGAGAUCUUUGUAAAGAACUUAUCGACUCCGUUAGGGGAGCUUAAAAGUGCUCUGGUCAGAACUGUGGACCUGUUGAACAUUUCUGUGUCAAACUUUAAAAACGAAAUAUCAAAUUUCAUACAAGAGAGUUUUACAGCCAACUAACUACAGGUUUUGUAGAUGAAUAUGUUGGCCCAAGCGCCCUAAGUGACUAUAUCACAGUUCCUUUAAUUGUAUUAUAAAUUAUUAUAUUUUUGUAUUAUAUGUGUAAAUGAUGAA